ACUCACAGCUGCGCCAAAAGAAGAAGAAGAAGAAGAAGAAGAAGAAGAAGAAGAAGAAGAAGAAGAAGAGGAGGAAGCCUGAUCAUGCAAACACAGUUAGAAUGGGUACCCAAGUGAAAGAUGUCAUCAUUAAGCCCGAGGCUCCCAGCACGCUGCUGCUGGACAAACACGCAGACUACAUUGCAGCCUACGGCUCCAAAAAGGACGAUUAUGAGUACACGCUGUCAGAGUACCUGAGGAUGAGCGGCAUCUACUGGGGACUGACUGUGAUGGACCUGAUGGGGCAGCUGCCUCGCAUGAACCAGCAGGAGAUUGUUGACUUCAUCAAAUCCUGUCAACACGAGUGUGGAGGCAUCAGUGCCAGCAUCGGACACGACCCCCACCUCCUCUACACCCUCAGCGCCGUCCAGAUCCUUUGCUUGUAUGACAAUGUGGAUGCGCUUGAUGUGGACAAAGUGGUGGAGUACAUUAAGGGGCUGCAGCAGGAAGAUGGCUCAUUUGCAGGGGACAAAUGGGGAGAAAUAGACACAAGAUUUUCCUUCUGUGCGGUUGCUACACUUGCAUUACUGGGAAAGAUUGACUCAAUAAAUGUGGACAAAGCUGUGGAGUUUGUCUUGUCCUGUAUGAACUUUGACGGCGGUUUUGGCUGCAGACCCGGUUCAGAGUCUCACGCUGGUCAGAUAUACUGCUGCUCUGGCUUCCUGUCGCUCACCGGUCAGCUGCACCAGGUGAACGCAGACCUGCUGGGCUGGUGGCUCUGCGAGAGGCAGCUGCCGUCCGGAGGCCUCAAUGGACGCCCGGAGAAGCUUCCAGAUGUGUGCUACUCGUGGUGGGUUUUAGCAUCGCUCAAAAUCAUUGGGAGGAUCCACUGGAUCGACAAGGCCAAGCUGCGUUCAUUUAUACUCGCCUGCCAAGAUGAGGAGACCGGAGGUUUUGCCGACAGGCCGGGCGACAUGGUGGAUCCUUUCCACACUCUGUUCGGAGUUGCGGGUCUCUCCCUCCUCGGAGACGAACAGGUGAAGCCGGUUAAUCCGGUCCUCUGCAUGCCCGAGGAUGUCCUUCAGAGGAUUGACCUGCAGCCUGACAUCCUCAGCUAGCCCUCUGGCGUCGUCGUCGUCGUCAUCAUCACCACCACGUGCACACACACACAUUUUAGAUGCAGGACUUUGUCUCUGCUCACUGAGGCCGUUAAGAGUUGUGUGCCGUAGCUGGAUUCUCUGUCUUCAAACCCUCAGCCGCUCAUUAUGUUCCGUGGGACAUAUUUACAGCACUCAAACAUGAAUGGCCAGAAGACAGAGACCAUUGUCUCUGUUUUUAAUGUGCGUGAAUGACAAAGAAGUAUUCAAUGCAAUUCAAUGGAACAGACGAGCAGAUCCAGUUUGCUCUGGAUUCCUCUUUUUGGGGCGUGAGACACUUGGAUGGUUUGAAGAUGGCACAUUGUUUAUUCUUUUUCAUUUUGAGCUCAUCCUGUUUUGAAAUAGUUCAAACCUACUACAGCUGUGGUAAUUGGUUAGAACUGCAGAUGCACCAAUAGUCUUUUUUAAAAACAAAGUAUUGUUGAUGUUCCUUCGGCUGUCAGUCUAUGCAGAUAAUGUUUAAAUGUUUUUUGCUGGAACUGGUUAUAAAAGGCAGUAUUUUUGUUUGAGUGCAGUCUUGCAAGGUAUCUUUAACGUCUUAUCCACACUCAGCUACACUAUUUAUUUAAAUCCAAGGUACUCGGCUGUAUUUGGUGAUGCAGCUGGGGGUAAAGGAUUUAGAUUCCCUCCCAAACUGAAAUAUUUCCGUAGGUUUUUAACUCUCGAGUGUUUUAACUAUACUAAUUUGGUUAAAAUGUUUUUUCUUUCUGUGUAAUGCCACACACUUGUCUUACUGUUUAUGACAUCAUAAUAUAAGUUAAAUAAAUCAAGUUGAAUAUA
Molecule: messenger RNA, 1916 nt
Organism: Pungitius pungitius (ninespine stickleback)
Lineage: Eukaryota; Metazoa; Chordata; Actinopteri; Perciformes; Gasterosteidae
Gene: rabggtb
Product: Rab geranylgeranyltransferase subunit beta
Exons: 9
Coding region: 102-1097 (331 amino acids)
Biological process (GO): protein geranylgeranylation
Cellular component (GO): Rab-protein geranylgeranyltransferase complex
Molecular function (GO): Rab geranylgeranyltransferase activity
Source: RefSeq, a predicted model, not a curated record